GACUCACGCCGCCGCCGCUAAAAUGGACGCCACAGAGGAAGCUGCAAUAGGAGUGUUUACAUGCGCGUUGUGUGAGUUAUCUUGUGCAUACACGUUCUACGGAAAGAAACCACCAAACACCCGAGGGAUCGGGCUUCUGGAAGACUGCUAUGGCAUGCGUGAUCCCUUCACUCCAGACAAAAACAAAUUCCUUAUAUUGGGCUCCAAGUGCAGUUUGUGUAACAAGACUGUAUGUGUUGGCACGGACUGCAGCAUUUUCUACACCAAACGCUUCUGCCUACAGUGUGUAAGGGAAAACUUGGAGCAGUUUCCAGAGCAGAUUCAGACAGAAAUAGCCAAGAAAAAAUCAGCUCAGAAAAGUUAACAUCACGCAGAGACGUUCAAAUAUGCAGAGGAAAUUUUGGACAUUUGGGAUUUUUUUUUACAUGACUGUGUGAAUUCUAAACAGUUUACUAAACAUUGUAUUUCUGAGUAUGGUGUAAACAGUGUUUUAGCCAUUUCCUUUAUCAUAAAAUUGAAAUAUUUUGAAAAGUGGAUCCUUCUUGGGAAUUCAAGAGCCUGGUAUUUUUUAUUCAUAAAAUCUAACAUAGGAUCUAACUGAAUUGUUACUGGAUUUCCAUUGAAGAUGUCACAGGAAAUUGAAAUGUGUGCUUGAGCAAAAACCAGAACUCACGUGGAGUUCACAUACCAUUCUAGGGUACAUUUGGAAGAGCAGCAAACAAAGGAAAUGUAGAGUGGUCUCUGUUGUCAUUGCAAGAAACAUGGAUUUGAGAAAAAGCUAUCAAAUCAACCCAUUACUAAGAGACUGUAGAAAAUAAUCUGUAUAUUGCAUAGUAAUAAAACAAAGUUGAAAGAUUUA
Messenger RNA from Silurus meridionalis, 859 nucleotides. It is a transcript of the gene cdpf1, whose product is annotated as cysteine rich DPF motif domain containing 1. The record is from RefSeq and is a predicted model, not a curated record. Lineage: Eukaryota; Metazoa; Chordata; Actinopteri; Siluriformes; Siluridae. Bases 23 to 364 code for a protein of 113 amino acids. The transcript is spliced from 3 exons.